Messenger RNA from Cryphonectria parasitica EP155, 1491 nucleotides. Its product is annotated as TPR-like protein. Bases 1 to 1491 code for a protein of 496 amino acids. The transcript has 4 exons. Gene Ontology annotation, molecular function: Hsp90 protein binding. NCBI's taxonomy places the organism in Eukaryota, Fungi, Ascomycota, Sordariomycetes, Diaporthales, Cryphonectriaceae. The record is from RefSeq and is a predicted model, not a curated record.
AUGUCCACUGCUGAUGAGCUGAAGGCUCUGGGCAACAAGGCCAUUGCCGCAAAGAACUUUGACGAGGCUGUACCUGUUGGCUCGAGGCUCAUAGAUCUAACCCUUCUCCUGAACAACCCCAUGGGUGACCCUAUGGGCGGCCUGGGCCAGAUGUUCAACGAUCCCAACCUCAUUACCAAGCUCGCCUCGAACCCCAAGACCAGCUCUCUCGUGUCCGACGCCUCGUUCAUGCAGAAGAUUCAACAAAUCCAACGAGACCCCAAGUCUCUGGACUUUCAAGAGAUGAUGGGUGACCAGAGGUUCCUGCAGGUGCUGGGCGUCCUGAUGGGUGUUGAUAUGCAGAUGGGCAUGCCUGGCGAGGCGGACCCGGCCGGCGCUGCGGGCCCUCAGGAGCCCGAGCAGAAGUCUGCACCAGAGCCAGCCCCCAAGAAGGCCCCGGAGCCAGAGCCAGAGCCAGAGCCCAUGGACGAGGACGAGGAGUCAAUCAACAAGAGGAAGGCCAAGGAGGAGGCCGACAAGGAGAAGGCGCUUGGCACGGCCGAGUACAAGAAGCGCAAUUUUGACGCCGCCAUCGAGCACUACACAAAGGCCUGGGAGACUCACAAGGACAUCACCUACCUGACCAAUCUGGGCGCGGCCUACUUUGAGAAGGGAGAUUACGAUGAGUGCAUCAAGGCCUGCACAAAAGCCGUUGACGAGGGUCGCGAGAUCUACGCCGACUUCAAGCUGAUCGCCAAGGCGUACUCCCGCAUCGGUACUGCCUACGAGAAGCAGGGCGACCUAGAGAAGGCUAUCGAGUACUACAACAUGUCUCUGCGCGAGCACCGUACACCCGAGACCCUGAACAAGCUCCGCGCUGCCGAGAAGAGGAAGCUCGAGGAGGCCAAGACAGCCCUCAUCGACCCAGAGAAGGCCGAGGAAGCCCGCCUCAAGGGCAAUGACUAUUUCAAGAAAGCCGAUUGGACCGAGGCGUACAAGGCAUACGAGGACAUGGCCAAGCGCGCGCCUGAGGACCCCCGCAGCUAUUCCAACAAGGCCGCCGCGCUGAUCAAGCUCGGCGAGCUGCCCAGCGCCCUGGACGAGUGCAACACCGCCAUCAAGAAGGACAAGACCUUUAUCCGCGCCUAUAUCCGCAAGGCCCAGUGCCUCUUCAUGAUGAAGCGAUACUCGGACUGUCUGGACGCAUGCGACGAGGCUGCGCAGGUCGACAACGAGCACCAUGGCGGUGCAAACGCCAAGGAGAUCGAGCAGCAAUCCCAAAAGGCGCUGGGCAAGAUGUACGAGAAGCGCGAGAACGAGACCGAGGCACAGACCAGGGAGAGGAUCAUGCAGGACCCCGACAUCAUGAGCAUCAUGCAGGAUCCCGUCAUGCAGUCGAUUCUGCAGCAGGCCCAGUCCGACCCUGGUGCACUCCGCGAGCACAUGAAGAAUGCCAGUGUGCGUUCCAAGAUCCAGAAGCUGAUCGCCGCAGGUGUCAUCCGCGUUGGCUGA